AUGAAAACUGCCUUUGAUAGUAAUUUCAAAACGCAUGAAAUAUGUGAAUCAUGGAAUUCCGGCAAUCAACCGGAUAACUUACUCUGGGCAGAACCAGCGGAUCGUUUAUUGCGAAUUAUUGGGAACGGCGUUGUCAAGGAUGGAUAUAAUAUGUUUAUGACACCCAGUCAAGCUGAAGGUAAAACAACCGUAGUAUCCGUGGCCAUUUAUAUCGAGUCGAUGUCAUCGUUUAGAACUCAGACAAUGGAUUUUGAAGUUGAUAUGUAUCUUGCACUUGGCUGGUAUGAUCGCCGCUUGGCCCAUAAUUGUACACAUCCAGUACUUGUAACACAUAAAUUCAUUGCUGAUCGUUUGUGGCAGCCAGACCUCUACUUUGUUAAUUCCAAAUUUGCCUACCUCCAAGAAGUAACAACACCAAAUUUCAUGGUCAUCGUUUAUCCAGAUGGUCUAAUAUUCAAAUCUAUGAGAUUAGAUGUGACAUUAACUUGUAUGAUGGAUUUACAACGAUUCCCAAUGGAUAAACAAGAAUGUCCACUUAUUAUCCAAAGCUUUGCUUACGUUGAGAAUUUAGUAAAUCUAACAUGGCACGAAGAUCCACCGUAUUUUCCCUUUGGAAGUAAUAGCGAAAUUAAAACGAAUGAUAUGGUUAUCACGAGUACAAGAUUUGAGAAGUGCCAAACACCAUAUCAAAUGUUUCGUGGUUCCGGUAAUUGGUCAUGUAUCCGAGGAUUGAUCGUCAUGAAACGAUUAAUGUUAUUUCAUAUAAUUCAAACGUAUUUUCCAUCAGCAAUGCUUGUCUCCAUUUCAUGGAUGAGCUUUUGGCUUGAUCCUCGUGCUUCACCGGCUCGCGUUACAUUGACCAUUACUACAUUGCUUACAUUGACCACAAUGAGUAAUGGCGCAAGACAAGAUUUACCGCAAGUGAGCUAUAUCAAAGCAUUGGAUAUUUGGCUAACAUUCUCACAGGCACUGAUAUUUCUUGUAUUGCUUGAGUAUUCAUUUGUUAGCUACUAUUUAACCAAACGUGACUAUAAUUGCAUACAUCGCCGUAUUUUUGGUACCCCCGAACUUUAUCCUGAAAUUGAUAAGAAAAAAUUCAGUCCACAAAGUUCGGCAAUGACCGGUAUUAGAAGAUACUCGAUAGAUAAUGGUCAUGCAAAUGCAGUAAAUACGUAUUCGCUGAGCGCCGGAAUAGCACGAUGUUUGCGCAACACUGCGACAUUAGUUGCUAAAACACAAAAUAAUAAACACAACAAAUUUUUGAAUUUCGAUAUUUCAAAGCCAUGUCAGAGAUGUAUGGCAUCAAAUGAAUUUGUCGCAAGGCAAAUUGAUCAUUACAGUCGAGUUGUAUUCCCAACAGUAUUUUUGCUCUUUUCAACCUGUUAUUGGUUAUACUAUAGUUGGUAUACUAAUGAGGAUUAA
Messenger RNA from Cercopithifilaria johnstoni, 1422 nucleotides. NCBI's taxonomy places the organism in Eukaryota, Metazoa, Nematoda, Chromadorea, Rhabditida, Onchocercidae. The record is from the annotation of a GenBank genome assembly.